This is a messenger RNA of Sycon ciliatum, 2796 nucleotides long. RefSeq lists its product as uncharacterized. The transcript is spliced from 3 exons. Lineage: Eukaryota; Metazoa; Porifera; Calcarea; Leucosolenida; Sycettidae. The record is from RefSeq and is a predicted model, not a curated record. Gene Ontology annotation, molecular function: mRNA binding; zinc ion binding. Bases 150 to 1664 code for a protein of 504 amino acids. Gene Ontology annotation, cellular component: cytoplasm; nucleus. Gene Ontology annotation, biological process: pre-miRNA processing.
UGCUGAUGGGUGACUGUGCGCAGGCAGUUGUAGUAAAAUCCACCUUACGGUAGUGCUUGUGUUUUUGCUGUUGUAACUAGUAGUGUCUCAGCAUUCUUCCUGCUAGUGCCUCAAGAUACAUCGGCUACUCCUACUCCUAGAUCACGAUAAUGGCGGAAUUCCAAGAGUCAACGGUACAAACUGUACAAAAAGAACAACAGGAGUCAACCCCACUACGCGCACCAGUAGCAGCAGAAACAGCACCAGAAACAGCAACAGCAGCAGCACCAGAAACAGCAGCAACGCUACCAGUAGAAGCACGAGCAAUAGCAGCAGCAGAGGCAAAUGGACAGUGCCAGGGAGAUGUGCUUGAAGUGCACGGUUUAAUUACGAGUGUGAAUGAGCUCUCUAUAAGUCGCCCCGCCGAAGGGUCAUUGCCACUAGUCGAAGGGUCAUUGCCACUAGUCGAAGGACGCGAAGGACAAACGCCUGCUGCAGCUCAAGCCGAUGGCACAGUCGAAACGAUCGGCGCACCUGCACAAGGUGAAGGUGGUGAUCAGAGUCAUACCUACGUCGAAGGAAAGGUUAAAUGGUUCAACAGCGUCCGUGGGUACGGGUUCAUCACCCGCAAUGAUAACCAAGAGGAUGUAUUUGUUCACCAAAUGCAGAUCCAGAGACAAGGCUAUAGGUCCUUAGGUGAAGGCGAAGGCGUCCGUAUGAAGGUGAAACAUGCGGACAGGGGACAAGAGGCGACUUUCGUGCAGGGUCUGAAUGGUGAGGACGUGGUAGGUAGCAUGCGUUCCAGGACUAGGCGCCGUAACAACAAGUGUUAUAACUGUGGCAACGUCGGGCAUAUCGCCAAGGAUUGUGCGCAGCCGGCAAUCCCAAAGAAAUGCCACAUUUGCUUUGCUCCUGACCACCUGAAAGCGUACUGCCCGCAACGUCAGCCGCAGCAUUACAACGCUUAUGGCUUUCACAUGGCUCAGCAGCAGCAGCACCAGCAACAGCACCAACAUAGCCAUCCAGGCAUGUUGAACUCAAUGUAUUACGGGGCACUUCUCUCGGAUCCAGCAGCAGCAGCGAUGGUGUUAGGAGCGCGACAUCAUCCAUCUAUGAUGGAACCGGCCAACAGUAGCUCCAGGGGGCUAGGCUUGUCCCAUCAGUACAGUGCUCAGAACGUUGUAGCAGGUGCAGGUGCAGGCAUUCAACACCACCAAUUCCCGCUGGUCCAACAACCGCAGCAACUUCUUAACUCUCCGACUGCACACCAUCAGUCAGUGCUUGGCCAGCAUGUUGACCCUGCUGCAUUUACCACUGCUGGGCACGCGCUGGCGGAUACUGCUGCCAUCCAACAAGCAGGUGGUGCCUUUACCUACCGCCCGGGCUUCAGCCAUCUGAAUGCCCACCAUACAGCUAGAGAGCAGCAGCAGCAGCAGCAGCAGCAGCAACAAGUGGUCACUGUACCUUAUCAGCAGGGAGGUGUUCCACAGUAUCAGCAGCGAGUCACUGCCACCUAUCAGCAGGUGCCCAUGGUUGCAUCCACCAGCCGGUUCUCGCAGCCACAGGUGAGUGUGGUUGAAAGCGCCGCAGUUGCCUUGCCGCGCCCAGUAUCCGGUGCUAUUGCUGGUAAUGGAGCUGACCAGCCCAUCUCAGUGCAACCUCAGCCUUAUUGGGCUAUGCACUGACCAACCCAUCUCAGUGCAGCCUCAGCCUUAUUGGCCAAUGGCAGUGGCCCAGCCGUAAACUGUUCAGUUCUAGUCUGGUGAACCCUGUAAAUAAUGUACAUAGUCUAGACGAGACCGAACAAGAUUGUUUUUACUGCUACUACUACUAGUACUACGCAUGCACGUGUGCACACACCCCCCUCCCCCCGUACAAACAUUUUAAGUACUAGUGGUUUGUAAAUAGUCCAUUCUGAGUGCAUGCCCCCUGCUUCCCUAACAAGUCCGAAAGAAACUGUCUCUCGUCUCGGCAUCAGUCAGUUCCUCUUUUAGUCUUGGAAGCUUCUUGUGACGGCACCGUCCAGACCUGGUCUGACCAGGUCGAAACCGAACUAUUCAACUAUGGUUCUUAUCAACGACAGAGGGCUACCAUAUGUGCCAGGAAUCGAACACCAUAAUUAUUUUGCUGUUCAGAAACCUGCAUUUGUGCCCCUCGAUAUCAUUCUGCUCUUCCUCUGAUCUGUCAUCAUUAUCAUGAUCAUUGAAAUGCCCACCAUCAUCAUAAAAAGAACAAAAAAAAACUGUAGAACAAAUCAUCGUCAUGGUUCAAAAUAAACCCAACGUAUUCGUCAACAUCCUGAUCCACCUGUCCAUCAUGGUCCUGAUGCUAUACAGUCUUCGUCUCGCCAUUGUCCUCGGCAAAGAUUGCGAGCCCAGUGGCGGCUACUAUCAACAACGAAGCAUUGUGUAAAACAAAUCAUCCUGUGUUUCCACUGUUGGUAUGUUGCAUCACCAGUAGUAAUGUUUUUUGUUGGCUCAUAGAUAUCUCCGGAUUAUCCUAUACAUCACACCAACCUUACUGAAAUAACGUGACUCUAUUUUAAACUAUCCUCACAUGCCCAAUUGUCUAUUUCGUUCCAUCACCAUUAUGGUUUUCCGUUUUAGUUUCCACCAUGUCACGCGGUCGCUAAUGGGACCUAUGUCACAGUAUGUGUCUCCCACUGUUGUCUCGUGUGAUCAAUCCCAUCUGUCCUGUCGUGUGAUCAAUCCCAUUCUGUCCUGCACUGCUGCAGUGCUUCUUACCCUUGUUUCUGUGCUUUUAUCAGUUUCCGAUUCUAGUUCAAAAAAUUGCCCAGCUUGCUGGGCGUAAAGGCAA